Messenger RNA from Pocillopora meandrina, 7529 nucleotides. Lineage: Eukaryota; Metazoa; Cnidaria; Anthozoa; Scleractinia; Pocilloporidae. The record is from the annotation of a GenBank genome assembly.
CCGGCUUUCUAAAGACGUAGUAUGCUUUCAAAGUGACAACAUCUGUGUAACGAUGUCUUCCCCAAAGAGUUCUUCAGGUGAAGCUAGGAAACAGAAUGGUUCGCGGAAAAGAAAACGCCCUGAUCCACAAGAUUCGGAUUUAAACGGAAGAGCUAAAAGCAAGGCUGUCCGCGUGGUGAGAAAUGAAAGUUAUUUUUCUAAAUACAGCUGAGACGCUGUAGUUUAGAUCCUAGGAGAGGGGAGAUUUAACGGUUUAAUUUUCCUCCACAGCAAGAUUGCAGCUGUUAGAUUUAAUAUUUUUUUGCAGUUCUCUUAACAAUUAGCCAAGACACAUCGAGCAGUUCCGUCCGCUGCUAAUGGCGGCUCGCCAAUUGAACAACUUACGACAACAAAAGCUUGAACGGAAAUAGACAACUUUUGUUCUUUUUGAAAUUGACCACUGUACACCUUUUAAGCUUGAUAUUUCACUUUGUUUACAAUCCAUUAUACAUGCGCAUAUCGUAAGUACAGCUACAUUACGCAACUAAGGUGAUAAAGAUUAGAGCUUUAACAGAAUGGCUUUGUUGUAUUGUUUUCAUGCGCUUUUUAUUUUUCCUCGAUUCAGUCACCGCGUGAACCCGCUUUCUUGUUUGAACCAGACUUGACAAUUUCGUCUCCCGAGGAGCAAGUUUCCGACAAUCUAGAGCCGAUCACUUUACAGGACGCAAAAGAUGGAAAAGGUAUUUGUGUCUUUGUUUGGGACAGACGCUUUACAAUGCAAAUGGUAAUUUAAUUUCAUCUUAAACUUUCGCUUAAACAAAUGCUUCCUACGUACCCGCACUUCUUCGACCAGCUGGUUUUUGAAAUAACCAAUUUUAUACCCUACCUAAUUAUUGCAGUGAAAGCUUUUACUAUCGAUCUUUUAGUAAUUCUUUAAAAAUUCACUUCUUCCUUGCAGCAACAAGGCCAAUUCGUGUCUAUGCUGACGGUGUUUACGAUGUGUAUCAUUUUGGACACGCGAGGGCACUGAUGCAGGCGAAACAAGCUUUUCCGACAGAAGUAUAUCUGAUGGUGGGAGGUAUGAAUUUUCUUAAUUUAUUAUUAAUGGAAAAAUAAAAAUCGCCUAUCUUUUAUAAACCCCUUCAUUUACCAAUCAACCGUGGAAAAUUGUAAGAAAGGUCGUUAAAACUCUUCGAUAGAAAAACGAGUUUGACCUUGAAAUGUAACGCAAUGCCUCGGAAGACAUCAGCUGAUAUCAAAGUUCAGAACAAUUCCCGCCUGAUUUUGAGUUCAAGUCUAAAGUUCAAUUAUUUGGAGUUCCCACCAAAUGCAGUUACUUUAUCGGCCAUAAAAUAGACUUGAACAAAUACACUUUACUGAGAAGUUGGAAAAUUGGGCAUAAAGAAAACUAUGCUCCCAAAAACGAUUCUUCCAUUGUGUAUCGUUUGCCUAUGUUUGAUUCCCUUAAGAAAAAAAUUUAACAUAAAUUUUUCUGCAGCACUGAAUCUUCCCCACCCUUUGUCCCAAAACUCUUGUUAUCUACCUUUCCAUCUUGAAGGUCAGGCCUCAAAUGGAUGUCUUCUUGAACAUUUUAACUCUAAUGAGUGACCAAGACAGAAUUUCUCCUUAUAAUUUUGAUACAAUAUCAAGCUGACAAGCAAUGAGAAUAAAGAAAAAUGUCAAUCAGGGGAUUAUUGGUUGGUCUAGAACCAAACUCUCCAAACUAGCAUCAUAAGAAAUGUGUGACAGGAAGUAAAAGGAAUUACUAGUAAGAUCUUGAAAGAGAAAGGGAUAAUAAUUUGAUGCCUUCGGCAGGUAGUAGUCCUGUUUUCAAGUCACAAGAAUUAUUGCUUAAUUCAACUUCCCCCACAACAGGAAAAUAUGAAUCCUGCAGAACUGUAUGUGUCUAACACAUACUUUGUCUCAUUAAAAAAAACUUUCUGAAAAUAAAUUUCCUUGCUGCAGUGUCUAAUGACGAAUUGACACACAAAUACAAGGGAUUCACAGUCAUGACAGAGGAUGAAAGAUAUGAAUCCCUGAGGCAUUGCCGUUAUGUUGAUGAGGUUAUCUGUGAUGCUCCUUGGGCAGUUACUCCUGAUUUUAUUGAACUCCAUAAGGUAUGUAGAGUAGCUAUUAUUACUAACUUGUAAUAAGUAAACAAAAAGGAGCUGAAGGUGAUUCCUCAAAAAAGAAGGUUAUUUAACAAUGUUUUAAAAAUUUCCUUAAAUGUUUCCAACCAAUUUCUGCUUUGAAAAAUACCAUUAAAAAGAUAAAUCACCGUGCUUGUUUAAGAGAUAUGAUGGACCAAACUUAUCUCAUUUAUACUUGUACUGGCACUAAUCACAUGUCUUAUAACCCUUUAACUCCCAGAUCAAAUUUGUACUUCUCCUUACUGUCAACCAUACAAUUCUUAUGAUGUUAGUUCAGAGAAUUUAGUAUUGGAUCAACCAAUUAUCCCCAAAUUUAUAUUUUUCUUUAUUCUCAUCACUUUUCUUGUUAAUAUUGUAUGAUAUUAUAAUGAGAAACUCUGUCUUGGUCACUCAUGGGAGUUGAAGGGUUAAUCAGUUCACAGUACAUUUUGCGGAAGCUGGAAGCAAGGGUUUCUAUCAUAACACUUGAAAAAAACCUGAUGGGUGGAAAGUCUCGAGGAUAUGGAACAAUUUGAUAUACAUGAUUUGUGGAAAAAUCAUGCAAGUUUUAACAACAUUGACUCAAAAUAUUUCUCUAGUCAUUGCUGAUCAAAAAAAAAAAGUAAUGCAUAUUUUUAGUUUCAUGAAAAGGGUUAACUCCCAUUAUAUUAUAUCUGAGAUUUAUUGUAAAAAAUCUGAUUGGUCAAGAGCAUUCAAUCACUAUACAAUAGUGUGUAAAUUUGAAACGAUGAAAGCCAUAUCUGUAGCAGAUAUUGUAUUUAUCAUAUCUUGUAUACUCAGUUCAUAUCUCACAGUGUGGACCUCGUGCACGGUUAGUAAGAGGUAUAUAUUUUCAUAUGGCUCGAAAACUAUUGUUUAUUGGAUUUAUUUUUUCAGAUUGAUUUUGUCGCACAUGAUGACUUACCUUACAAGAGUGCUGGUGCUGAUGACAUUUACAAGGAGGUUAAAGCCAUGGGGAAGUUUGUGGCCACUCAAAGAACAGAAGGAAUUUCUACAUCAGACCUGAUUGCAAGGGUGGUCAAAGAUUAUGACGUUUAUGUCAGGAGAAAUCUUGCAAGAGGUUACACUGCUAAAGAACUGAAUGUCAGCUUUAUUAAGGUGAGUGUCACUGGAAAGGUUCGGUACAUUUUGCUAUCCUUUGCUAGUUUUAUAAUUAUUGCUAUUUUUUUUGAAUGAAGAAAAAAGUUAGUUGAAUCAGCUGCAGUCUGUAAGAGAUUAACAGCUAACUUCUCUCCACAAUAUUCAUACAUUGUCCUGCAAAAAGGUUGUGAGAAAAGGAAAAGCCAUCAGCCUAAGGAAAUUAUUGUAAUUAGAGACCAAAUUCUCUUACCUCAUUGACAAAAGAUGUAGAACACCCAGAGAAGAGAAUUGCUUAACCAUUCACUCCCAGAAGUGAUUAACACAUAACUUCUCCCCAUAAUAUCCAUACAUUAUCCAGCAAAAAGGUAAUGAGAAUACUCAGACUUAUCAGGUAGAAGUUGUCAUUUUGAUCUAACACCACAUUCUUGUAACUAAUUUACAAGGAAAUGUGUCACAGCUAUAGAGGAGAAUUAACAAUCAGAUCUUAGGAAUGAAAGGGUUAAUUAUAUCUUGCACUUGACUUACAGGAAAAAGAGGUUCAGGUCAGGCAGAAAAUGGAUGAGAUCAAAGGGAAACUAACAGACAAGUCCCAGGAGGUGCUUCAAAAGUGGGAGGAAAAGUCGCGGGAUUUUAUAGGCAGCUUUAUCGACAUGUUUGGAAGGGAUGGUCGAUUGGUAAGCCUGGUGAAAUCUUUCUCUAAAACAAACAUUUUUCAUGAGGAUGAGAACAACAAUGGUGCCUCUAAAAGUGGUUAACAGUUUGAUUACUCUUAAACAGUGAUCUCCCUGGUUUUAAGCACAACUGGUUAAAGAAAUCUUUAUACUCAUAGAGCAAUCCUUUUGCCUGUUGAAUUGUUAAUCAUUCCAAUUGAUUUUAGGGGGUAACAAGAGAAAUUACAUUCAGUAAAUUUUACUGGUUACCACUUGAAAACGAGAACACUGGUUAGGAUAAUUUGGUUUUAUCAACUGAAUUGUUAACCCUUUAACCCCCAUGAGUGACCAAGACAGAAUUUCUCCUUACAAUAUCAAUACAGUAUCAACCAGAUAAGUAAUGAGAAUAAAGAAAAAUAUUAAUUUGGGGAUAAUUAGUUGAUCCAAUGCUAAAUUCUCUGAACUAACACACAAGAAGUGUAUGCUUGGAGAAUUACAAAUUUGAUCUGGGAGUUAAAGGGUUAAUGCAAAUUGGCAAUCGUGAAGAGUUUCAAAGCAGACAUUUCGCAAGCCCUUUGUCUUUUGCUCUGACAAAAGGCUAACACUUGCAUCUAAAUUCUCCUUACAGUUUUACCGCUGAAUCACACAUUAAUGUCAUGAGAAUGAAGGAAAUGAUCACCAACUAAAGAAAACUCUUGAUUGUUAGACAAAUUCUCCUUGUGUGCUUCUUAGUAAAUGUACACAUAACAGUAUGGAGAAUAUGAAUACUGAUGUUAGGGUGGAAAGGGUUAAUUGCUAAAGAUAGAGGGCUGAUCCCCAAAAAUGCAAUCUCCGGAGACCAAAUUUUUCUUUUAUUCUUUGUGUUUGUCUGGUUGCCUUCUAUAAUUGCUAUAAUAACUAAACAUUUAAGCAGUGAAAUACUUUGCUGGUAAAAUUCAGGAAUGUCAGUUUUAAAAUAUUCUUAUAUUAGCAUAAUUAAUUGUUAAAAUAUUGUUAGAAUGAUCUAUAAAUUAUGAAACAAGUGUUUAAAUUAAUAAAUAUGUAGCAUUUUGUAGUUUUUAGCUUUUUGGUGAAUUUAUUUAAUCCAAUGGUGAAAUUUCACCUCACUUUCUACCUUUUAAUUACAGCCAAGUAAAUGUUUUUUAAAUUAUGAUAUUUUUGACCACUUCGUCUCAUCUGGUAACCCCCUCGCCAAGAAAUUGAUUAAAAUUCAUUUUGUUGUUUUUAUGCUUUUUUUUUGCUUUUUUUAAACUUGGUUUCUUUGAACUAUUGAUGAUAAAACCUAAUCUAAACUACCUGAAAGUUUGUAAAUUAUUGUAGUAAUUUCAAGACAUAUGGUUAAACCUCUAGGUAUUUGACAAACUUUAAAAACUAGACACUUUUUUAUUUUAAUACUUUUAAAACUCUGAUGUUAAAGUUGCAAGGAGCUUGAAUGUUGACCUUAACAAGAUAUGUUUUCUUAAAUUGAUAUUUCUUAUAAGUAAUUUAUAUCUAUGAUUAAAAAACAAAAAUUCAUGGAUGAUUACCUAAAAAGAAAAACCAAGCCUUACUUGAAUUUAAUGAUAAUUUUUGUGGUAAAGUUGAUGUAAAGUUAAACAAUAAAAUUAACCUUUUUUGAACGAGGUGCUGAAUUUGAAUUGUUAGUAAAUGGAUUCUUUACCAAUCCUUUUUAGAAAUAACAUUUAACCCAAAUAAUAUUACUGUAACAGUUAAACUUUUCAUUCCUUGAGCGCUUCUGUGAGAAGAGGUGUGUUUACGACAGUCAAGUCGUUUCUUCUGUUAAAGGUACUUUUGACUUAAAAUACAAACAAAUAUUUAAUUUUGUUUGUUUGUUAUAAAGAUUAAAAUUUGUUUUUUAAAUUAUCUGUAAUCAGUAAUGAAGUGAACAAAAUUGAAGUAACUAAUAUUUUGAUAUCCAUGUUUACUGAGGGAGAUGACAAUAGUUUUUUUUGUGCAAGCAUAUUUAUAAUAUGUUUUAGUUUCUUGCUGGCCAAAUUGACUGCUUUUUUUAAUUCUUGUUGCAAGCAAUUUUCUUUCUGUGCUUAAUUCUAUAUUACUUCUAUUAGUCAUAUUUAUACCCAUGUACGAUUAUUUCAGUAACAUGAAUUUAUAUUUUUCUUGUGUUUGACAGAACCAGUUGUUUGGCAAAGGCAAAGACACUAUAUUUGAUGCAGGGGCACGUAUCAAGGGGGCUGGAGUCAGAAUAAAGAGGGCGCUGUCACCAGGACGAAACAUAGACCCAGUGCUGGAUGUGUCUCCAUCUUGUUCUCCUUCAUCAUCACCCAAAUUUCCCCACCUGUCUCUUCAGCCGGAAAUUAGUGACGAUGAGGAUGAUGGCAUUGAUGAUGGUAGUAACAUGCCAAUUUGAUUGGUUAAAAUAAGAACACAGUCAUUCAAUUAACUAAAUUAUAUUUGUCAUUGUUAAUAGAAAUUUAUCGAUAAAAUUGAAUUAUUAAAUAGCUAUAAUGUAUUAAUUAUGAUGAGGAUGAUGGCAUUGAUGAUGGUAGUAAUGUGCCUAUUUGAUUGAUUAAAACAGGAACACAGUCAUCCUGUUGACAAAUGUUACUUGUCAUCGUUAAUGGCAAUUUAUCAACAAAAUUGAAGAAUUAAAUAUAUCAUUUUUUUAUCAUUCUUUUCAUGGUGAUGAAGAAGAAAAGUUGAUUUCCUCUCCAGAUGUUUUUGUUUUUUGGGUGAUAAUUGGCCAAUUGAGGCUGGUAUGGAUUUACCACAAAACAUGAAAAGUGUAUUAGAAGAAAGGAAAACAGAAGAAUGUAACAGUUAGCCCUUUAACUCCCAAGAUCUGAUUGUUAAUUCUCCCCUCCAGCUGCUACACAUUUCUUUGAUAAUUAUUUAGGAGAAUUUGGUGUCAGAUCAAGAUAACAAUAUCAAACUGAUAAGUUUGAAUAUUCUCAUUAACUGAUUGCUGGAUAAUGUGUGAUAAUUUAGGGAGAAGUUACAUGUUAAUCGCUUCUGGGAGUUAGAGGGUUCAGAAGAUAGCAAGGGUUCACUUUUAGUUUUAUCAUUUUUGCUUAUUCAUGCCAACAUCGUGAAAAACAAACAAAUCUGAUCUUUUGUGCUAUUUUCUAAGCUGUAAAAGUCCUCUGAAAUGUGAGGCCAAAUGCAAAAUGUUUCAUUUGAAGUUGAGUUCCAUUUGGAUGAGAUUGUAAAACUAUUUUUCCAUUGAAAUCUCCAUCAUUAGCCUCAAUCUAAACCGAAGGCUUCAAGAAUCUUAGGAAUGGUUGACUGGCCUUAGCUCUGUUCAUCAUUUUGGUCUCAGAUAGGCCUGGGAACAAAAUUAAUCUGUAGUUAAUUGAAACUAACAUAUUUGAAAAAAAAAACAAAUUAAGGAUUUAAUCAUUUGAUAUAUAUUUGCAAAAGAAUGAGAUAUCUACAAAAUUUGAAAUACACAAAACAAUUUUUUAAAGAUAUGUUUGGACAUGGCUUGUGUCAUCUUGAGUGUAAUGAAAGCUUGAAUUUGUCAUGGUGAUGCAAAGAUAUCCUAACUCCAAAUAUGAAAAUGAACUUGGAUAUGGUGUGGUUAUAAUUGUAGUAUUUUUUGCUAUUUAGAGAAUUUUCCGAAGCAGCUUGUGUUUUUUUUUCUUCUGUCUCUUCUUUAAACAAAAUUAAAGAAAUGACAAAUGACAUGAGUUAAUUAACCUAGUUUUGAACA